AUGUCCACAAAGUACUUCGAAACAAAAAAUACAUUCCUAUGGAAAAUUUCCACUAAGCCAACUUCAUUCCUUUUUGGUACAUUACAUGUAGCUUAUACACAUGUUUGGUCACAAAUUGAUCCUGUAGUAAAAACAAGUUUUGCUCAAUCAGAUAUUGUCUAUUUUGAACUGGAUUUAACUAAUCCCGUUACAUUAGCUGAAUUGAGUGAUUGCCAAGUGUUACCUAAAAAUCAAACAAUCACAAAUCUACUUAAACCAGACUUAAUUAAACGUUUAGAUCGAUAUUUAAAUAACCUUCGUCAUAUGAUUAGUGUAUGGAUUGAACCUGAAAAGAAAGUUUUCGCAUCAUAUUUAUAUGAGACAUUGACAAAAGAUUGGAAAGAAAAAAGACCUAUAUGGCUUUUAUUAUUAUUAAAUAGUUUAACAAGAAGUGAAAUAUUCGAUCGAGGUGUACCCGUACUGGAUUUAUUUCUAGCACAAGAAGCCCAACGACUAGGUAAACAACAUGGUGCAGUGGAACAAGUAAAUGACCAAUGUGAACCAUUAAAUCGAAUAAAUGUUCAUCAGGUAACAUUUGCACUUGAGAUCACAUUGAAUAAUUUAGAAAAUGCUAAUCACCCUAUGAAACAUUUGACUAACUAUUUUAACAACGUUAAUCAUAAUGGUCGUGUGAGUAGUCAUAAUAGCAGUAGCGAUAAAAAAUACACAUCAAACACAAAAGUUUUAUUCCAUACAUGGAAUGAACAAAUAAAUGGUACAUCAAUUACUAAUCAAAAACGUAGACCAAUUCAACAAACAGAUGUAUUCAGUAGUCCAACAGAACAAUUAAUUGAACAUUAUAAUUGCGGUGAUUUGAAUGAAACAUUAUCUAGAAUGUCUUUAACACAAACUACACCAUCAGAUUCUGUGUUAUUGUCAACUUCGUCGUCAGAUUACAACACAACAAUGGAUGAAACAAAUACAAUUUCCCCCAUUACUAUGAUUCGUAAAAACGCCACAAUACAACAACAGAAAUUUCCCAACAAGGUGAAUAAUAUUUCUAAACCACAUAACUAUCGUACCCAAUCAUCAUCACAAUCAACAUCAAGUUACUUCAUUGACAAACAAAUAGCAAACUUAUUAAGCCCGAGUCAAGUUCAAACGCUUAUUGAUUUGGAGAAGUAUUUAAAUGAAGAACUGAUAGUUAGACGUAAUGAGCGAAUGGCUCAUGAGAUAAUCAGUAAAUUAAAACUUGCUGAAUCAUUAAAUCAAUCGGCAUUUUUUGCAUUAGGCGCAGCACAUUUUAUAGGAAGUGGAGAGACAAUUAUUGAUCAUUUACGUAAAGCUGGUUACAUCAUUAUUCCAGUUCCACAACAGAAUACAAUGAGAAGUGAAGUGAGAAUAAGUGAAAUUUCAGAAAAACCAUUAAAAUUUGAAAAAUUCGACAAAAUGUCGAAGAAACAAAUAGAACUGAACGAUGGCAUAUUUCCUAUCAGAGAACAAGAUGUCCCCGAAUUUCGGCCGAAAUACGUGAAAUUUGACAACUCAUGGAUUAAAAUCGAAGACUUUAAACCAAGAACUUUGGUUAACUACAAUUAUAUAUCUACGUCUAAUAUGGUUAAACAAUCGUCCAAACUAUUUGCACUAGAAACAAAUGUGAAGUAUUCGACGACUAAACACAAACGACUUCAACAGCUACAACAUACCAAUAAGCACAAAUCAAAGAAUCAAAAAGGUUUACAAUUACUAGUUAGCGCUUCAAAUAGACUCCAUCAUACGUUAGCCAUAAGAACAAAGACAAACAUUAUCAUGAACCAAUGUAUAUUAUUUUAUACAGCAUAUAUAUUAAAACUAUUCUAA
Molecule: messenger RNA, 1839 nt
Organism: Schistosoma mattheei
Lineage: Eukaryota; Metazoa; Platyhelminthes; Trematoda; Strigeidida; Schistosomatidae
Source: the annotation of a GenBank genome assembly